This is a messenger RNA of Pocillopora meandrina, 7189 nucleotides long. Lineage: Eukaryota; Metazoa; Cnidaria; Anthozoa; Scleractinia; Pocilloporidae. The record is from the annotation of a GenBank genome assembly.
AAAGAAGUUUCUCCUCGGUCAAAAUGGCGGCAUCGGACAAUGUAAUAGUUAUAGAAAAUGACGGCCAUUUUCAGUCGGAAAUGGCGAAAGCUGGCGCCAAACUGGUAGUUGUAGACUUUACAGCAUCUUGGUAAGUAGAAAAUUGCAUAACUGUGAAUCGCUCCCAAAGAGAAGGGUUGGAUUCUUGAGGAAGUGUCAGUGUGCAUGGCCCGGAUAUGCAAAAAUUUUUCGAGUCUUAACAAUUGACAAAAUGAGUUUGCUACCGACUGGCUCGUUUGGAUAUUCAUUACGUUUUGUGAGCAAGCGAAAAUAAGUAAGUGAAAUUGACCUCUUUGUAGCCGAUGUUUUUUUUGUCAUAUUAUCAUACUUUCACAAAUUCGGCAAGACAAGCCGGUGGGUCAUGACUCAGCAGUUGCUAAAGAUAAAGUUCCUUAAAGUUGUAAUGUCUUUCAACAACUUCUUCCUUUGCCCGAAUAUAUUUUCAAGCCAGCUCAAUUAUUGCGAAUAACCGCUAGAAACUUUCAAGGAAGAGUUGUUCAAAGCUCUGUAUUCUAAUGAAGUGUUAUAGUUUAGUGUCUACAACUUGCAAGUGAGCACUUUGUGCUAAUCGACUAAUCCUUUAACUCCCAUGAGUGACUAAGACACAAUUUCUCCUUGCAAUAUCAAUAUAAUAUUCAGUGGACAAGUGAUGAGAAUAGAGAAAAAUUAUAAUCAGAGGAUUAUUUGUUGGUCCAAUACCAAAUUCUCCUAGCUAACAUUAUGAGAAUGAUAUAGCAGAUAGUAAGGGGAACUACUGAUUAGAUCAUGGGAGUGAAAGGGGGGGAAAUAUAUUUCAUUCCUCUGUUUAGAUUUACAUGUAAAUGUACCUAAAGUAACUGACAGUCCUGACACAUUAUGAGCAUGGCCACCUGCCUGUAGUUUCUAGGCUCAUACAGAGGGUCCUAUCGUGUUAAUUUUUUUAAUAACUGAAAAAAGAAGCAAAUAUUCUAAAUAUGAAGAAUAAUGCAUAUUGCAGACAUAGUUACAAAAUACGUACAACAAGUAGUGCAGCUUAGUAUUGUUUAUGACAGCAAAAUGAGAAUGUUUCUCUACAGUAGGUCUGAUUAACCGCAAUUCUAGUUACAUGUUGCUUCUACAUGUGUGUGGUCCCUAAAAUCCAAAUCCUUGAUUUCUUGUCUCUUAAUUCACCUUUUGGGCUUUAGAUUUCACGUGUACUAUCAUGUGAUUUUUGAUGUAAACAAACCCCAAAAGUUCGGAAAUCGAGUCAAGCUCGCCGCACAUGUAUCCAAACUUUGGCUUUGGAAAUUUUUCUUAAAUAACUUCCCACUUUCAAGAAGCGUGUCUUUGCUCAAAAUUGACAUCUUUCUUUUGUCAUUUAUUUGAUCGUUUAUUAAGCAAGUUGUCAUUUCGCUGCCGUUGAAGCAGAUGCGAAGAAUGUUACAGGAAGUGUUCUGGCAUGGAAUAAUCGAACUAGUUCUGCGUACAGUGAUGUAUCUGAUUGGUAUUUUCAGGGUGUUUAGUAUGUAGAUUGUCAGAUAAAUCCCUGUCCGACAGGAAAUUAGUGCCCACGAAUCGCUGUAGAAUGUGAGGAAACCUUGAUUCCCAAAAAUAAAACCGAUUUCAACUCUACGAAUGUGUACGAUUGAAGUUGUUUAGUAAGUGUAUACCUAAACAUAAUGGUUACGACAAAGAGAUGAGCUUAUGGCACCUUAAAAACAAUUCACGAUACCUCAACUGCUGGGUAAGAAACGCUAACAGUGACCCAGUCAAGUUUUUCCAUUUUCCGGGGGCAGUUGGUGGAUAAGGUUGUCAUCGAGGUGACUCGUUUGUGUGCAUGAAGGACAGCUCAAUGACAUAACCUUAUCCACCUUUGCCUUCUCUCCUUUUGUCCAACUGCGAUUCGUGUCAAUUUUGAGCGAAGACACGCUUCUUGAAAGUGGGACGUUAUUUAAGAAAAAUUUCCAAAGCCGAAGUAUGGAUACAUAUGCUGCAAGCUCGACUCAAUGUCCAAACUUUCGGGGUUUGUUUACAUAAAAAAUCACGUGAUACUACACGUGAAAUCUAAAGCCCAAAAGGUGAAUUAAACAAAUCCCUUUACCGCAAUCUGGAUGCUUGCUCAUUAUCUGCUUUACUUCAUUAGAAGUAAGUAACCCUAAGAAUUUUACUAAUAUUUAAUCUAAAGCUACAUGGUAUUUGUUUUCUUUAUUUCAGGUGUGGCCCUUGUAAAUCAAUUGCUCCAACUUUUUCAAAUUAUAGUACUAAGUAUACAGCAGCAGUUUUUUUGAAAGUUGAUGUGGACAAAUGUGAUGUAAGUAAACUUUUGACAUACAUAAUGUCAUUAAUACAAAACAAACAAAUCAAAGCAAAGUUGUUUUUUUAGAAUUAUUACUGGAUGCUUGAAGGCUCUUGUCUCAAUUGAUGUAAUUUGUGAUAAUUUCAAUUAAGGGUUAGUGAAAAACUCUCACUCUCCCUAGAGCAUUUGAUGACAACCACAACCUCAUGAUGGCUGUUAAGUCCAAUCCUCACUUGUAACAGUCUGUCACAGUGGGUACACAGAUUGCAGGAGGUGCUCCAGGCUGAGAGCCAGCACUUGCUCUGCUUAAUGCCAUUACUGGUGUUUCUUUUUUGCUAUUCACUUCCCUUGCUGCCACACCAGUUUAAAUCACAGUACACAUCUAGAUCAGUGAUAGACUGCUGUAUACAUGAUUACAAAAUCCAAAUAUUUCAGGGAUUCAGAUUUCUUCUUUGUUCCACAUCUGUGGCAAAAGGACUAUUUUUUUAUUUUUUGAUAGAGUUAAAAAUUUCAUUUGGUACCAAUUCAACAGCAAUCAACAACAACAUGAAUGCAUUCAUAUAUUUUUUAUGUUAGUUUGAAAUAAUAAUGUUUGAAAUGUCUUUCUUUUAUUAUUGUUAUACUGUCUUAAAUUUUUCACACUUAAUUGUUACAUAUUUUUUGUAUUCUAUACUAUUAUAUAGCAGGUCCACAUCAGCAUUUUGUUGUUAUUUUACAACCUGCAAAUAAAGUAUGUAUGUAUGUAUGUAUGUACGUACGUAUGUAUGUAUGUAUGUAUAUUUACCAUCUUUUGGUAUCUUUUUAAUGAAUUUUUGUAGGACAUAGCAGCCAGGCAUAAGGUGACUUCUAUGCCCACAUUCCAGUUUUUUAAGGGCAAAGUGAAGGUGGAUGAAAUGUCAGGAGCUGAUCCUAAGAAACUGGAGGAAAAAAUAAUUCAAUGGAUUGGAGAUAGUGAUAGUGAGGCUGGAGUUAAGGGAUAUGUAAGUCAUGGAGUUCUUAAAAAAUUGAUUGUACAUGUACACAGCUGACAUUUAAAUGAAACUGCAGACUUAGGAAAAUUAUUAUGAAGAAUGUUGUGCACAAACAACAUGCAAAGUUAAAAGCAUUCCAAGUUUUUUAUGUGAAAGGUAGCAAAUAGUUUACAUAUUUGCAUGAAAUCAAGAGUAUCAUACAAUUUUCAUGAUUUCAUGAAAGUCUCAUACAAUCUUUACAAUUUUGAAGUAAUCACAAUCACUUAACUUUGUACAACUAUAUUUGAGCAUACUGGUAGGUAUAAUUAUAUUAAAGGCACCUUCUAUUAGAAAUUACCAGAAAAUCACAGGCUUACAUAAUAAAAUAAAUGUAGAUCUCAAUGAUUGUGCAGAGCUCACAACACCCCUUGUGAAUUGUGCUUUAAAUGUAUUGUAUGUAACAGCAUUAAGUUAUGUGGAAGACACAAGAAGCACUAGGGCUGAUUAUAUUAUUUAAUGAGGGAUAUCUUUGCAUAGAUCACAACUGACAAAAAUUGCCUUUUAUUGGAUCCAUUUUACGUAUUAAUUAUGAUAUCAAUACUAAUGUUUCAGAUGGAUUUAGGAAUAUUUAUUAACAAGAGUGGAUGUGAAUGUUUAAAUGAAAGUGAUGACCACCAUCUGUCAGCUGCUCUGGCAAAGGGACCUGACUUCUUGGAAAGUGACUGUGAUGAACAGGUACAUAAACUGCAAAACAAUCUAUGAUAUGAAUUCAAAAUUAAUGAUUACUAUGAUGCGAACAAAACUCACUUUCACUUGAAAAGUUUUGCACUGGGGCUCAUUUUGAAAUUGAGGAUAGCUUUUCAGAAAUUCUAAAUAACGUAUUGAUCUGAUGAGCUGUAAGUCCAAAGCUUAAAUACUCUUGUUGCCCAUAAAACAAAGCAUUAUUUUGUGACUCAAGAACUGGACUCCUUGUAGAUGGGGAGCUAGUUAAUCAUGAGUAAUACCAGCCAUACAUUCAACGUGUUUUUCAGUCUUAUCUAUAUCCCUUUUUAUAGGGAAGUACAGAGAAAGUAACAUUUCAUACCCAAGAACAAAAUUAAAUGUGUUGAACCCAACCAGGUUGUCUCAUACCCAGGCUGUCAUCCACACUUACACUAGCUACACCUUCCAGACUAAGAAUUUGUGGCUCUGACCACUGACUGCAUUUUCUCAAAACACUCAUAACUGCAAUGAAUUGUAAAGUUCAUCAAUCCACAGUGUUCCUUGUUUGAGUUAUGAUAGUGAUCAGUAAUGGAGGAUUUUUAAAAUUGUCUUUUUAGUUACUUAUAACAAUAGCUUUCAAUCAGACUAUCAAGCUACACUCACUCAAGAUUCAAGGACCAGGAGAUGGUAAGUGUCAAUCAAAAAGGGUCAUUUUAUGGUGCUGACAGCAGGGUCAAUAACCUUCCAGUUCUUGUUAAUACAUUUUAACCUACUAGAUUUUAUUAUUUUAUUAUAAAAUGUUUCUGAUUUAUUUUCUCUUUCACUCACUGCAGGUAGAGGACCAAAGACAGUCAAGUUGUUCAUUAACCACACAAAAAGCAUGGAUUUUGACUCAGCAGAGAGCUUUGAAGCACUGCAAACUCUUGAGUAUGCCAUAUUGUUCUGACUUCUCUUCCAAAAACAUUUAGAUGCCAAGUGAACUAUUGACAUUUCAAUUGAAUUUGUUCCAAAUAAGAACAAGUGGCUUCUUAGUUAGCCUUCAUCUUUAUUUUCGAUAAUUUCCUUGUCUGUACCAGUAAAAGUAACACAAGAUAUAUACAGCAGCCUUUAUGGUCAUCACAAGCAAACCCUAAUCACAAACUUUGAGGUGUUUCAGUCCUGGGUGGCUUACCCCAUUUGUGUUCUUAAAAAAAAAAAAAAGAACCACUUAACUCUGGCAUCCGUGGUGUAAAUGUUUACUGGCAAAUUAAAAUGUAAAUUUAAAAACCUGCUGGGAACUACAUGUAUCUGGUAUAGAAUUUGGAUGUUACCACUUGCACCCAUCCAGGAGUAGUCACAAUACUCGUGUCACUUCAUGUCACAGAAACUGGGAUAAGCUCAUAGCAGUAGCUGUGAUAAUUAGUCUUGUUUAGCCAUGUACUGUAUUGCCAUAUUAACCACUCCAUGCUAAAUAGGUUAACACCAGAAGAUUUAACAGAGGAUGCAAUCAUUCCACUGAAGUUUGUCAAAUUUCAAAAUGUCCAAAGCCUUACGGUUAGUUAAAUUGAAUUCUUUUUGAUUACUUCAUGUUCCUUAAAUCUUGAAAAGAGGGAUUAUACAUGUUAAAUUUACCAGUUUGUUUUUCUAACCCUUUCACCUUAGCCAAUGAAAAGCAAGGAAAUUUGAUAAGCUGAAGUACUGAUACAAGCUGUGUUCUUUACAGUCUUUCUUUUGCUCUCACUAGUAGUCUGUUUAUCCUCUGAACACUGACACAUUGCAUAAUUAUUAAUUUUUCAUAUAAGUUUUUUUGGGAAAGUCAUCUGUAACAGUUCUGUAACAACCCAGUCCUUUGCCAGGUUUUUUUGGUAUAAUUAUGGACUAGAGAAAAAAUUAUUGGUGUGUAUUCUGCAGCUAUUUGUCCUGACAACUUGUCGUGACUGACUAAGCCUGUAGAUCAAUUGGCAUGAGAGAAACAACAAUUCUUUGGCUGUUGCCUCAGUUUAUUCACACAGUAAAACAAUGAAUUAUUUGUGAUAGUAUUUAUUCAAUAUUUGUGUUUUCUGUAGUUAUUUUUUCAAAACAACCAAGGCAAUGAAGAAACAACUGUUGUGGAGUAUAUUGGAUUUAUUGGCAGCCCUCUGGAUUCAACCAAUAUGGAGGAAUUUAAAAGGGUAAGAAACCUCCAGUUACAUUGUUAACAAAGAUUGGUUACUUUGUCCAUUUUAUUGUUAUUUUACUUAAUUUACUACUGUUUUUCUUUAUUUUACUGUUAUAAAUUUGUCACAUAUUUAUCUAAAUGUUUGUUUUAACAAUUAUAUUGUAAUAAUCAAAAAAGUAAUUUGUUUUUAAUUAUUUAUUCUUGUCAGGUGGCUGGUAAAAAAGGUGACAGACACUAACUCUGCACCAGUGCACUUUUUACCCAAAUGCUUCAGCAAAUGCCCAUCUGGAUGUGCUUGUCUGUGCAAUACUCAAGUAGAAUAAUUAGAUACCCUUUUGUGAAAUUCUCUCAUAAGCCAUCAGUAAUCUCAUGUCACAGAAUAUUCAAAGUCUCAAAGGAAACUUAUUCAAAUUCAUUGAUUGCUGGUGCAGAUGGUUAAUUGGAAAUUGCUUUCAAAGAAACUCUUUGCCAUUAAAAUAUUACAUAUAGUAACUGUUUUGCCAUGUGUUUUUAUGAUCAGCCCACAAAUACACAUACAAUCACCUACACUUACAUUGACAUGUAACUUAUUUAAGGUGUCAAACUUUUUACAGCUCUAGCCUUCUUGCUUACAGAAAACUAAUUUGAAACUUAGAAAAGACACCAUGUAGAUUCCAAGUACCAAGAAUGAGAGCAUGCGUUUAGAAAGAUUCCAGUCUAAAAUUUAAGUAAGAAUGCAUCCUAUAAACCACAUUUGCAUCAUACUUACCACCAUCAAUAUUAGUCUCCAUCAGUACUGGAAAAACAUAGUGAAAGCCUGCUUCAUAAUAACGCAAAAAUACCACUGAUUCUUUUUCUCAGUGAACCAGCAACUGACUCAAGUUUAACAAAUAACAAAUAAAAGUGGCAGCUGCAAUGAGUAAACCUGACACUCUUGAGGAAACUAGAUUGAAAAAGAAAUAGCUUUUGCCAGAAUAGAAUAUAUAUAUAUAUAAAAUCUUGAUUAUAGUCUAUCCUUGCAGUACAGUGCUCGAUGUGUUCACAGAGCGUGGUAUAUCUGAAGGUUCAAGUAAUCAGUAAAGACAUAACUUUUCUGCGACUCUGAGUUUGACGUUUAAACGAUCAUCA